Molecule: messenger RNA, 480 nt
Organism: Echinostoma caproni
Lineage: Eukaryota; Metazoa; Platyhelminthes; Trematoda; Plagiorchiida; Echinostomatidae
Source: the annotation of a GenBank genome assembly
AUGUCUGUGGCUGCCGGUUUCCCCAUUUCUCCCGCAGAUAUUUCGCACCCAUUGUAUUCGGAUCCUUCGUUCGCAUGCACAAUUGGGCAGUUGCUGGAUGAUGAGAAAAGCACUCUGGAAACGCUCACCGAGACGGAUCAUUCGGAUCGUGCAGCUACUGUUGCCCUACUGCGACUUGCUUGGGCCAUUUGUCUCCGGCGAACUGUACAUUUGAGACACGAACUAUCCCGUCGCGACCAAAAUCAAUUGACCCGUUCUCCCACUACCAGUCCUAUUCCCGGCCAGAUGGGGGGCAGCGGAACUGACAAUCGAAACGCAGUCGACGACAACAGUUACGGGGUUGAUGAAGAUGAAGAACUACAAGCAGCCAUAGCCAUUGAGUCCGGAGGACUUGAGUUUCUGCGGAAGCGGUUGAUGCAAGUAAAUGGCUUCGAUCGCGAGGUAAGAGAGAAAUUGUACUCCAUGUGUUUCAGUUCCUAG